Molecule: messenger RNA, 1026 nt
Organism: Metarhizium brunneum ARSEF 3297
Lineage: Eukaryota; Fungi; Ascomycota; Sordariomycetes; Hypocreales; Clavicipitaceae
Source: RefSeq, a predicted model, not a curated record
AUGACGCUACGAUUAGCCUGGAGGAAAGUGGCAAAGCAGUCCUUCGUUUUAGGGGACUACUUCACCGCGGGUGCCAUUGCUUGCGCCUUCAUAAGACUGGCUGUCAUUCACGUCGUUCUCGUUUGGGGAACGAACAGCAUGUCCAUGAGAUACCGAUUAAACCACGACUUCACCGCAACCGAAAUCUACCAGCGUGAGAUAGGAAGCAAGUUGUCAAUCGCCGGCCGCUUCGUCUACAUUUCAUAUCUCUGGCUACAGAAGCUCGUGCUUCUAGACCUUUAUCGCCGACUCAUUCUCGAUCUUGCAUAUGAAAAGAUUAUUAUACGGGGAUACCUCGUCGUCUUUUGCGUGUCCUAUGUUGCGGUCGAAGUCAUCACCUUUACCGAAUGUAGACCGUUUCGAUUAUACUGGCAGGUUGUGCCAGAUGCUGGUCCUUGCGCCAAAGCACCCAUUCAACUCCUCGCUCUUGGCAUUAUCAACAUCAUCACCGACUUCAUGCUGCUCGUCCUACCAAUACCUGUCGUCGCAUCUUUGAGGGCGCCAUGGAGGAGAAAGGCACAGCUCUAUCCCCUUUUCACACUCGGCAUAUUCAUCAUCGUCGUCACCAUCGUGCGUCUGCGCAUCAACUAUGCCAAUAUCGGGAGCCAGGGAAACCGUACCACCUGGGCCAGCGCAGAAUUGCUAACAGCUACCGUCGUCGUAAAUGCACCCACCUUGUAUGGCCUGUGGAAUAAGCGCAGACGGGAUAAGCGAGAAUUGGAUCGCCAGAGGGAGCGACAGGAACAGCGAAGAAACGGCAAUGGACCAAUACAUCCCGACACCAUUGGCGGCAGCAACGAAUCCUACGAGAUGCAACGGAAGCGCACACCGACCGCGCGUGGCAUAUUGGUAACCAAGGAUGUAAUGGUGACGGAGACGCGAGAGGGCGAUGGGCGAAAUAGCAGGGAAAGCGGGCGUUUUCCGCACUUGGACGCUGAAAGUGUAUCGCGGCACUCGAGUCAACGAGAGAUUUUACCCCAAUCAUGA